UUUGUCCCCACUCUCAAACGAGAACCAAUCGAAUCGGAAGUGAUAGGCGUUUAAAUAAUACUUGUUGUUUUGUUUUUUGUUUUUUUGCUGUUUUGAAAGCUUAUUUGGCUUUGAUGGUGAUUUUCAAAUCUCCAAUAAGUUUGCGACAUGGUGACUAUUAAUUUGUGGUUAUAAUGAAGCUCUCAGCUGUUUGGCAGCUCCCGCUUUCGUGGUUUCCGGUUUUGACACGGAGGUAAAGAUGUGGAGGACAGCGUGUCUGUCCGGCGUGAGGCGGGCGGUAAAAACUCCGUCUCGGCUCUGUUCUGUUUCGCCACAGGGUCUGUCAUGUCCCCUGUCUUGUCACUACUUCCUCUCCUCCUCUUCUUCCACUACGCGGCCCCGCGCGGAAAAACGGAGACGGAGACUGGAGCGAGAGGAGGUCAUCCUGUCAGCCGAGCAGCAGCCGGGUGGUGAAGGUAAAGUGGAAAAAUGGAGCCAAACACAGGAGGUCGUUUACAGAGACCUAACACCUCCUGGGAUGAAGAAAGAUGUUAGCUCGGUGUUCCCGUCAUCAUACAGUCCAGAGUUUGUGGAGUCCAGCUGGUAUGAAUGGUGGGAAAAAGAGGGCUUCUUCAGACCUGAGCAGCAUGAUCACCUGCCCCACCGGACGGACCAGACCUUCUCUUUGUGCAUCCCGCCUCCUAAUGUGACUGGCUCUCUGCACCUGGGCCACGCUCUCACCGUGGCUGUGGAGGACGCUCUGGUUCGAUGGAGGCGAAUGCAGGGCUGCAGAGUUCUGUGGGUUCCUGGAUGUGAUCAUGCAGGAAUUGCAACACAGGCAGUGGUGGAGAGAAGACUUGUCGGGACGAAAGGGAAGCGCAGACAGGACUUCACCAGAGAUGAGUUUCUGCAGGAGGUGUGGAAGUGGAAGAAUGAGAAAGGAGAUGAAAUCUACCAGCAGCUGAGACGGCUUGGAGCCUCUCUGGACUGGAGCAGAGCCAGAUUCACUAUGGAUCCAGGUUUUUGCAGCACUGUGACAGAAGCUUUCGUCAGGCUCUGCGAUUCAGGUUUGAUUUAUCGCUCUGAGGGUUUGGUGAACUGGAGCUGCGCUCUUCAAUCUGCCAUCUCCGACAUUGAGGUCGACUGGAAGGAUCUGUGUGGGAAGACCUUGAUGUUUGUUCCCGGCUAUGAAAAGCCGGUAGAGUUUGGUGCCAUGUUUACCUUUGCGUAUCCUGUAGAGGGCCUCGAGGCAGAAGUGGUGGUAUCCACCACCCGUCCUGAGACGAUGCUCGGAGACGUUUCCGUAGCGGUCCACCCCGACGAUCCUCGAUAUCAGGCUUUUCAUGGGAAACAGGUCAGACACCCAUUUACCAACAGGCUGCUCCCCAUCAUUACAGACACAGCUGUGGACAUGGAGCUAGGAACGGGUGCUAUGAAGGUGACCCCUGCCCACGACCAUGUGGACUUCCUGUUGUCUCAGAGACAUUCGCUGUCGCAUCUCUCUGUAAUUGAGGGGGACGGGAGGAUGAGCCCCCUAUGCGGCCCGUGGCUGCAGGGCGUGAGGCGGUUCGAUGCCAGGCAGCUGGUGAUAGAUGCUCUCGUUGAGAAGAGGCUGUUCAGAGGGGAGAAGAGUCAUGCCAUGACUUUACCUGUGUGCAGCCGCACAGGUGACAUCAUCGAGCCUCUUCUGAAAAGGCAGUGGUUCCUGCGCUGCAACAGGAUGGCAGAGAAAGCUGUGCAGGCUGUGGAGGACGGAGAGCUGCAGAUCGUUCCCCCGCACUAUACAAAAACGUGGAAGAACUGGCUGUGUAACAUCAGUGACUGGUGCAUAUCCAGACAGCUGUGGUGGGGCCAUCAGAUCCCUGCUUACCAAGUCCAGAUUGUGGGUUCUACCAACAAAAUCCAGGAGCAGUGGGUGUGGGGGCGCAGUGAAGAAGAGGCUCGAAGUCGAGCUGCCAGCAGAUAUGGAGUCAAGCCAGAGGACGUCAUUUUGACUCAAGACCCCGAUGUUCUGGAUACCUGGUUUUCAUCGGGUCUUUUCCCCUUCGCCGUGCUUGGCUGGCCAGAACAGACUCCUGAUCUGAAAGACUUUUACCCCAAUUCUUUGCUGGAAACAGGCAGCGACCUCAUCUUUUUCUGGGUCGCUAGAAUGGUCAUGCUGGGAACUGAGCUGACGGGACGGCUUCCAUUCCGACAGGUUUUGUUCCACCCUCUGGUGAGAGACAAGUACGGCAGGAAAAUGAGUAAAUCUUUGGGAAACGUCAUCGACCCUUUAGAUGUGAUACAAGGAGUUUCACUGCAGAGACUUCAGGAAAAAGUGAAGGAAGGAAAUCUGGACCCGCGGGAGCAGCUGGUAGCCAUGGAAGCACAGAAGAAGGACUUCCCGAAAGGAAUCCCUCAGUGUGGAACUGACGCUUUGAGAUUUGCCCUCUGCUCUCACAGACUGCAGGGAGAGGACAUCUGUCUGUCCGUCUCUCAGGUCCUAAGCUGCAGACACUUCUGCAACAAGAUGUGGCAGACGCUGAAAUUCACACUUGGAGUUCUUGGGGAAAACUCAGCCCCAGUGUCGACCCUAAAAGAGACGGUUCCUACAGGCAGUGUGGAGCGGUGGAUCUGCUCCAGACUCUACAGCACAGUGCAGCAGUGUGAGCAAGCCUUUGAAGCCUAUGAGCUGCACGCUGUCACCUCCGCCCUGUACUCCUUUUGGGUUCAUAACCUGUGUGACGUCUACUUGGAGUACGUAAAGCCAGUCCUGGCAAAGCCUGAGGAGCAGGCGGGGAUCCAGAAAAACACUGAGCCCGGUGUCAGCAGGAGUCAGGAGGCUCGCUCCGUCCUCUUCCACUGCUUGGCUGUGUCUCUGACACUGUUGUCCCCUUUCAUGCCCUUCAUCACUGAAGAGCUGUGGCAGCGGCUACAGCCAUUCACCCCCACAGCGCCGGCGCACAGCAGCCUAUCUAUGCAGCCGUAUCCCCGCUCCUCUCAACUGGAGCAUUGGCACUUCUCAGAAGAAGAAGAGAACUUCCUGCUGGUCCAGGAGGUGAUCCGGGUGGCUCGUUCCCUACGAGCGCGAUGUGGGCUCACAAAGGAAAAGCCCAGCAUGUGGGUGGUGUGUUCACCCAGCCAGGCCCAGGUCCUCCUGCACUUUGGGUCUGCAGUUCAGACCCUUGGCCGGAUGUCCAGCCUGCAGCUCUACUGUCCUGACAGAGCGGGCGCCCAGCUGUCUGUCUGCUCCACUCCUCCACCUGAAGGAAGCCUCGUGGGUGUGGUAGAUAACACCUGUACAGUACACCUUCACCUUCAGGAUGGAGUGAAUGUGGACAAACAGAUCCUGCAACUUUCUCAAAAGAGAGGCAAGCUUGUUUUGAAACUAGAGGAAAUGCUCUGCAGACUGCAAUCUCCUGACCACCUGACCAAGGUUCCCGCUCAUGUUAGGCAGCAGAUGGACAAGAAGCUUUUGGAUCUGAAACAGGAGUUGGAAACUAUUGAAGACCAGUUGGAGCUACUGCAGAAAACUCAGGGAGGAAGAUGAGUUCGGUUCCUUGCUUUCGAUGAAGACACAAACACGUCUACAUCUUAAACGGAGACUGAACUUCUUGCCCCGAUGAGGUUGGACUGCUUCUUAUUGUGGUGCAGAGCUACUCUUCAGUGGAUUGUGGAUAGAUGCGAGUAAUGGACACCCAUGGACAGGUUCACCAAGAAUCUUUGCAGUCUGCCCUGAUGUAUGCAGAACCCUGAUGAGAACCAACACGUUAGAACUAGAGGAUCAAUCCUUUGAGCUUCAUUUAAAACAUGUUUGCAGUGUGAAUCUGUGUCAGACUGGGACUCCUCAUCUGCCUGUCAUUUGAGAUGAUGUGAAUAAAGAGACCACAACAGUUUUAGAAAACAAUAGGUUUUGUAUAUGGACUCAUCAAAUCCUGUCCAGUCAAUUCAUUUUACUCAUAAUGCAUCAAAUUAUAAGACUGUCUGAAGAUGCUACAGAAAAGGCAAGAAACAUCAAACCAAGUUAGUCAUUAAACAAAUAUUGUGUUCCGAUUCAGUCCAGAUUUUUAGGCCAAAUUUUCUUUACUGUAUUUUAAUGAAAACGUAUAAAAGUGACCCAGCAGAUUACCUUCAUUCAUCAUCUAAACCCGUUUUGUCCCUUUUGGGGUUACGGGGCUGCCGGAGCCUAUCCUGGCCACUCGAGCCAGUAGAUUACACUAAAGUGCAACAUCUGUUUUGGGUGACGAUGAGAGGAAGACUGUACUGCAGAACCAUGGCGACCAUCUGAUGUGAACGGUUGGAGCCUGACAGGACAGUGGAGAGAGAACAAGAAGUAGACCAAUACAAAAAUUACUAAAACAUCUAGAAAA
Messenger RNA from Oryzias latipes (Japanese medaka), 4328 nucleotides. RefSeq names its product valyl-tRNA synthetase 2, mitochondrial (gene vars2). The record is from RefSeq and is a predicted model, not a curated record. Gene Ontology annotation, cellular component: cytosol. Lineage: Eukaryota; Metazoa; Chordata; Actinopteri; Beloniformes; Adrianichthyidae. Gene Ontology annotation, molecular function: aminoacyl-tRNA deacylase activity; ATP binding; valine-tRNA ligase activity. Gene Ontology annotation, biological process: valyl-tRNA aminoacylation.